AUGACUUCACUUAACAAACAACAAGAUAUUGAUUACAUAUCAGAAAUUUUUGUAAAAAAUUAUCAACAAUUACCAUCAAUAAUUGAAGAUGCAAUGGAUUGGGCACAUUGUAAUGGAUUAAUUUUUAGAACAAAGGAACACAAAGACAGAAGUGACAUUUGCCAAAUUGCACCAUUUUCUUUUUUUCCGUCGCCUUUUCCAAGAAGAUUGUUUGAUCAAGCAUUGUCUGUACAAAAGGCCUUAAAUCUUCUUUAUUUUAAAGUCUCAUGGGAUUAUGAAUUUUUAAAACAAGCACAUCAACAAGUUAUAAAAUCGGAUGAAUUUACUCGUCGUUUAAUGUCAAUUCUUGAUAUUGUUUACAAAGAAGGUAUAAAACAACCAAUUACUUUACUUACUCAAAGAGCUGAUUAUAUGUGCCAUUAUGAUGGAAUAUUUACAGAAAAUGAAAUAAACUUUGAUAAAUUUCAGUUAAAACAGAUUGAGGUAAACAAUAUAGCGGUCAGUAUGGGUGGACUUGCUGAAAAGACAACUAAACUUCAUCGACGUGUAUUUAAAAAAAUGGGAAUGAAUGUGCCUAAUAAUGAUGUUAUGCCGGUAAAUGAACCAAUUAGAACACUUUGUGAAGGAAUUUAUAAUGCUUGGAAACUUUUAUCUAAUCCAAAUGCUAUUUUAUUGAUGGUUGUUGAAAAAAAUAGUCAAAAUCAAUUUGAUCAACGCGCUAUUGAAUAUGGAUUGGAAGAACUUUCAGAAGGGAAAAUGAUUAUUAUUCGAUUGACUUUUGUAGAAUGUGCUGAUAGACUUAUACUGGAUGAAAAAACUUUUAAUCUUCUUCUUGGCGAUAAAACUGUUGGGAUUGUUUACUUUCGUACUGGAUAUUUACCUGAAGAUUAUGCUUCUGAAGUCGCCUGGAAUGCUCGACUUUUGAUGGAACGUUCUACAGCAAUUAAAUGCCCUUGGAUUGGAUUACAAAUGGCUAAUACAAAGAAAAUUCAGCAGGUUUUGAGUUGCUCUGGUAUAUUGGAGAAGUACUUGACCUCUUCAAAUGAUUUGGAAAAUGAUGCCAUACAAAAUCCACAAAAAUAUGUCUUAAAACCUCAAUUGGAAGGAGGAGGAGGAAAUUAUUUUGACAAGGAGAUAACUGAAAAAUUGCAAAGUUUUACUUUUGAGAUGCGUGCCUCACAUAUAUUAAUGCAAAGAAUUCGGCCUUUAAUUGUUAAGAAUUGUUUAAUCCGCCCAUUUGAUGAUGACAAUUUUAAAAAAUUACAUAAUGUAGUUAGUGAACUUGGAAUUUAUGGUUCUUUAAUUGGAAUUGGUGGAAAAGAAGAGGAAGUUAAAUUAAAUUCAGUUGGUGGCCAUAUACUUCGAACAAAAUUAGAAAACGUUAAUGAAGGUGGAAUUGCUGUUGGUGCUUCUGUUGUUGAUUCUCCGUUUCUUUUUUAA
Messenger RNA from Meloidogyne enterolobii, 1440 nucleotides. NCBI's taxonomy places the organism in Eukaryota, Metazoa, Nematoda, Chromadorea, Rhabditida, Meloidogynidae. The record is from the annotation of a GenBank genome assembly.